This is a messenger RNA of Exaiptasia diaphana, 2241 nucleotides long. RefSeq names its product zinc finger protein 436-like. Lineage: Eukaryota; Metazoa; Cnidaria; Anthozoa; Actiniaria; Aiptasiidae. The record is from RefSeq and is a predicted model, not a curated record. Bases 1 to 1959 code for a protein of 652 amino acids. Gene Ontology annotation, molecular function: nucleic acid binding; zinc ion binding. The transcript is spliced from 2 exons.
AUGAUUCUGAACAUAGUUAGUAGCACUUCUACUAACUAUGCUAAGCCUCCAAAGCAAUGCAUCUGUUUCUGGUUGUUCGCUGACGAAGCAUCCGUUUCCGAAGAGUUAGAAUCGUCCUCUAGUGACACUUUAGUCGACAAUGACAUUGUAGAGGAAGAUGUUAUCAGUAAUAAUGAAGCUGAAGUACAAAUUGAUGAUAAUAGUGGCUCAAYRAACAGUUUAUUCCAGUGUUCUUACUGCRASAAAACAUUCCCCAACAGCUCGCAACUUAUUUGUCAUUUAAGAACACACACAGGAGAGAAACCUUUCGAAUGCUUGCACUGCAAUAAGAAUUUUUCAAGAAGGUAUGAUUUGAUCAAGCACACAAGGAUUCACACRGGAGAGAAGCCAUUUGAAUGCUCUCAUUGCAAUAAGAAGUUCACUGAAAGAGGAAAUCUGAAUAAACAUCUGAAACAACAUAAAGUACAAACUGAAAUGAUGGAUGGAAAUAUUCCAGCUUCUGAUAAASAUGCACCUKCARUAACCGAAAACCAAAGUGCCGUCACUGCUACACAWACUGAMAAUGCAGAAAAAGUGUUUGAGUGCUCUAUUUGCAAGAAAGCGUUUUCAAAGAGAGCAAUUUUGAAAUCACAUCUCAAAAGACACACAGGUCACAAACCCUUUGAUUGUKCUCAAUGUGACAAAMGAUUUACUUCAAAGUAUGACAUGGUAAARCAUCUGAGAGUCCACACUGGUGAGAAGCCUUUUGAGUGUUCUCACUGYAAUAAAAAGUUCUCUGAGAAAGGAAACCUGAGAAAACACUUACARAUACAUUCCAGGAAACCAAAGCAAAAUGCAGAAGGCUCUAUUAAUCCAAGUAUAAACAGUAUUGAACCUUCUUUGCAGAACUCCAGGGAAUGCCCACAAUGYGGAAAAACCUUUACCUCAAAGUGUGACCUGAUUAAGCAUUUCAGAGUCCAUUCAGGGGARAAGCCAUUUGAGUGCUCUCAUUGUUUUAAAAAGUUUUCAGAGAAAGGCAAUCUGAAUAAGCAYGUACUACGGCACUGUAGACAAUUUGGAGAUGAAAAUUCAAGUGCACAACAACAGAGAAGUUUAMAUGGGGAACAAAGUCAGAAAACCUUUGAAUGUCCACAUUGCAAGAAGACAUGCACAUCAAAGCAUGACUUYACAAAGCAUCUACGAGUUCACUCGGGGGAGAAGCCAUUUGAAUGCCCUACAUGUCACAAGAAGUUUUCRGAAAGUGGUAACUUAAACAAGCACGUCAAAAUACACAAGAGAAAACAAGACAAACAUAUUGAGGACACAAAUGAUGAGAACAAUGUGGACAGACGGACCGAUCUGACAGAAGGAACUCAACAAUCAGACAUGGAAAAAACAUCUUCCACAGGAGGAAAUCUCAAGAAGCAGCAUAAAACCCAUGGCAAAGAUAAAAACAAAACAUAUGAGUGCUCUUUCUGUGAUGAAAAGUUUGAUAAUAGAGUUGAUUUGAAGCAUCACCUUAACAUUCACCCAGAUAGUAAAACCUUUGCAUGCAGUUAUUGUGAGAAGAAGUUUUCAACAAAUCAUGAUUUGAAGAAGCACUGUAGRGUUCAUACUGGAGAGAAGCCUUAUGAAUGUUCCUACUGCAAGAAGAGGUUCACUGAGAGUGGUAAUUUAAACAGACAUCUCACUAUACACACAGGGAAGAGAAAAUAUUUUAAAUGUUCUCAUUGYACAAAGUCAUUCUCUUGUCAAGCUUCUUUGAAAAGGCAUCUWAGUACAUGUAGUCAUACAGAUSAAGUUGAAGAGGRAAACMGAGUGGAUCAGCAAACAGAGGAACAGCAGCAAGAACAAGAACAGAAAAAACARCAAGAAGAAGAACAACUACAAGUGCAUUAUACUGACGAAGAAGAAGUUGUUAUUGUACAUAUUGAUGGAUUUGUUGAAGGAGAAAAUUGUGUUGAGCAAGAACAAAAAUGACAGGAGCAAMAUGGAAUUAUCAUCAAUUUACAUAAUGCAACCAGGGGUGGAUCAUUAUAUUCAUAUUAUAUAUUAACCAUAGCUAAAUUAAUUAAAUUUUAGAAAAAAUAUACAUACUUAAAAAAAGCAUACAAGCAAAAUAAUAUACUACAACAAUAGGGUAGAAAUCUUCAUUGAAUAUUCAUUGUGAAUAAAUGACAUUGUGUUUACAUGUGAUUGAAUUAUAUAUUAUCAAAAUGUUUUUUUUUAAUUAUAUUUUCAUUAUGUACAUUGUAUAUAGAG